This is a messenger RNA of Lontra canadensis (Northern American river otter), 1869 nucleotides long. RefSeq names its product polo like kinase 5 (inactive) (gene PLK5). The record is from RefSeq and is a predicted model, not a curated record. Gene Ontology annotation, cellular component: spindle pole; centrosome; cytoplasm. Gene Ontology annotation, biological process: mitotic cell cycle; protein phosphorylation; regulation of cytokinesis. Lineage: Eukaryota; Metazoa; Chordata; Mammalia; Carnivora; Mustelidae. Gene Ontology annotation, molecular function: ATP binding; protein serine/threonine kinase activity; protein binding. The transcript has 15 exons.
CCAGUCCCCGCGCCGAGCGCCCGCGGGGUCCCCGGAGGCAUGGAGCCCUGGCCGCGGCGGCGGCGCACUUGCCGCCCGCCGGUCUCCGCCUUCCUGCGCGACCCGAGCUCGGGGCGCGUCUACAGGCGCGGGAAGCUGAUCGGCGAGGGUGCCUUCAGCCGCUGCUACAAGCUGGUGGACAUGUCCACCAGUGCCGUGUUUGCCCUCAAGGUGGUGCCUCGUGCCGGGGGCGCGGCUGGGCGACUGCGCCCCAACGGCAAGGUGGAACGGGAGAUCGCCCUGCACAGCCGCCUGAAACACCGUAACAUCGUAGCCCUCCACGGACACUUCGCUGACCGAGAGCACGUGUACCUCGUGUUGGAGUACUGUGGCCGCCAGUCGCUGGCGCACGUCCUGGAGGCGCGGCGGACUCUGACGGAGCCGGAGGUGCGCUACUACCUGCGGGGCCUGGUCAGCGGCCUGCGCUACCUGCACCAGCGGCGGAUCGUGCACCGCGACCUGAAGCCCAGUAACUUCUUCCUGAACAAGAACAUGGUGGUAAAGAUUGGAGACCUGGGGCUGGCUGCCAGGGUGGGGCCAGGGGGCCACUGCCACCGAGUGCUCUGCGGGACCCCAAACUUUCUGGCUCCAGAGGUCAUCGCCAGGAAUGGGCACUCCUGCCAGUCAGACAUCUGGGCUCUUGGCUGCGUCAUGUACACAGUGCUGACCGGUACCCCUCCCUUCACGGGAGCUCCCCUGUCGGAGAUGUACCAGAACAUCCGGGACGGCCACUACCCGGAGCCGGCCCACCUGUCACCCAGUGCCCGCCGCCUCAUCGCCCGCCUGCUGGCGCCCAACCCGGCAGAGCGGCCCAGUCUGGACCACCUGCUCCAGGACGACUUCUUCACACAAGGCUUCACUCCAGACCGGCUGCCCGCCCACUCCUGCCACAGCGCACCCAUCUUCCCCGCACCCCAGCCUCUGGGCCGGCUCUUCCGGAAGGUGGGCCGGCUGCUGCUGACCCAGUGCCGCCCCCGUGAGUAGCGCCCCCGCCCACCCCUCCCCUGCCCCUUCACCCCCAGCGAGGCGUCGGGUCCGGUAGGACGUGCUUCAGAUCCGGACUCCGAGGGGUGCGGCAGCGAGGCCUCCCUGUUGGACAGAGGGGCUCUCCACCCCGAGGUCCCCGUCCACCUACUCACCCAAGGGACCCUCAGGAGUGACCCAGCGGGGCCGAAAGGGAGGCAGAGGCAGGAGGUCGAGGUGGCCGUCAGAAACCUGUCACUCUGCCUGGACCAUGGCCUCCCAGCCAUGCAGGGCCCCCCAGGGGAGCAGCGGCCCAUCCUCUGGGCCCCCAAGUGGAUGGAUUAUUUCAGCAAGUACGGCUUCGGCUAUCACCUGUCGGACGGGGGCAGCGGUGUCCUGCUUCGGGACGGCACACACAUGGCCCUGCGCCCCCCAGGGGACCGAGUGUGCUAUGUGCCUGGCCGGGGGAAGCUGGAAACGUUCGCCCCCAGGGACGUGCCCAGCCCACUGGGCGCCAAGCUGGCCAUCCUCCGGCUGUUUGCCCGCUGUAUGCAGCAGCGGCUGCGAGAGGAGGGGGGCCGGCCCACGCCCACCCCGCCUGCGGCCCCCGGCCUCUGCCUGCUGCACUUCCUGGCCUCGGAGCGGGCUUUGCUGCUGCUGUUCAGUGACGGGACGCUGCAGAUAAGCAGCAGUGGCGACCGGACUCACCUGGUGCUGGGUGACUGGGGCGACGAGCUGCGGCUCACGGUCUGGGAAGGCAGCCGGACUGGCACCCCCGACCCCCCGGGCACCCUGCAGAGUCCCAGCCCCGGCCUGGCUGCCCAACCGCUCCUUGUGCACGCCCUGCACAUGCUGCAGAGCGUCUAG